Messenger RNA from Chinchilla lanigera (long-tailed chinchilla), 2713 nucleotides. RefSeq names its product Ras and Rab interactor-like (gene Rinl). Gene Ontology annotation, cellular component: cytosol; endocytic vesicle. The record is from RefSeq and is a predicted model, not a curated record. The coding region runs from base 121 to 2043 and encodes 640 amino acids. Gene Ontology annotation, molecular function: small GTPase binding; guanyl-nucleotide exchange factor activity. The transcript is spliced from 11 exons. Gene Ontology annotation, biological process: vesicle-mediated transport. Lineage: Eukaryota; Metazoa; Chordata; Mammalia; Rodentia; Chinchillidae.
UCCAGGCUCUUAGGAGCAACAGUGAGGGGUGCUGACAGGGGCCCCCACAGGUAGCUCGCAGAGCUGGGCUCCCUGCCGUCAGGCCUGGGCCCCGGAAAGAGGGAGGAAGGUCCCUUUCUGAUGCCCCCAGCCCCGCCUCUUCCCCCUCCCUGCUCAGCUUCCUCUCUAGAGAACACUUUCACUUCCUGUUGCUCCGGCCUCCCCUUGGGACCAGACCAUGGCUCACUGGCUUCCAGCACCCUGAAGAUGGCCUGGCCAGGGGACGUGGCCCCUGCAGUCCCCAGCGAGAGGCAGAGGCUGGUCCUACCACAGACUAAUGGAGCAGGUGAGAUCCCUCCAGGGGUCCUCAGCACCCCAGAGCCGCUUCUCCGCCUUCAGAGGACAUGGGGGGUGUGGCAGGUCCCAGAGCUGGACGGCCGGGAUGCAGAGGCUCUUAUGGCCCAGUGGCCAAUGGGGAGCUUCCUGGUCACAGGCCCUGACUCCAGCCAGGCCCUGGUAUUGAGGACUUCACCUGGAGAAAUCAACACCUAUCAAAUCCAGAAGUUUCCUGGAGGUGUAUCCUUGGAAUCCUCCAAUCUCUGCAUGCCAGAUCUGCCCCAUCUUCUGGCCUUCCUGUCAGCCAGCAGGGACGUUCUGCCCAGAACACUGCUCUUGCCGCCUCCCGCUCUAACGCCUGGAGACAAACACACGGAUCCUCUGCAGGUCGGCCAGGCCCAAGCUGACACCUCUAGGAGGGUGCUGUCUGUGGUGAACCAGCUCUACCUGGACACCCACGGAAGCUGGGGGCUGGAGCUAACCCCCGAGGAGACUGCCCAGGGCCACAGUCCAGGCCCUCCCCGUCGUGCAGCCCGCAGGAACCCCGGCCCGCACCGGGUCUCCUGGGUGGAAGACCCGCCUAGCGCGCAAGUGCACCAGCCUCGGCGAGCUCUGGCCAGUCUGGCGGAGGAGCAGAGGCAGGAGAACAAGGACAACUACAGAGACGAAGAGGAAGACGCGGAGGAUGAGCUCACUGCUCACAUCCGCGCUCUGGCCAGGGCGCGGAGCAGCUACGUGGCCAGGCAGUGCCGGGCCCUCCGGGCGCGCCUCGCCUCAGACGUCAGGGGUCCCAGCGGGCCCGGGGACCCGGCCACCGAGCUGCUGCAGGAUGUGCGGCACCUCCUUACUGACCUCCAGGAUUACUUGGCCAAGGACCCCGACGUGAGAUCCGUCUUUGGGAGCAGGGCGCCUGGGGCCCCCCACAAGGACAAGGAUCUUGGCCCUGCGGUGGAGGCGGCCGUGUACCGCGCGGUACUCGCGCCCCUCAAGCCGACCCUGUGGACACAACUGCGCACGCUCCGCGCCCAGGAACUGCGCCGACUGCGGCGGCGACAAAUAGCCCUGCGGGCGGGGGCGGGGCCUGAGGGACAGAGCCCCGCCCCCGCCCUGCGGAGCCGCAUCCACGCGCGCCUCGCCCACCUGCACGCUGCGUGCUCCCCGCGCCGCAAGGUGGCGCUGCUGCUGGCUGCGUGCGGCGACGUCUACGCGGGCCUGGCGGGAGGCGAGAACCAGGGUAAAGCGGGGUGGGCGCGGGCCGGGCUGUGGAGUGGCCGUGGUAGCGGGCUCCUAUGCGCGCGUGGCGUCCAGGGAGAGGGGAGCUCGCGCUGGUGGCAGGUGGCGGCGGGGACCUGGGAACCAGAUGGCGGUGACUGUGCACCCCAGCCACCUCGGGACCUGACCUCCGGCUUCCCCAGAGCCCCUGGGGGCCGACGCCUUCCUGCCUGCGCUGACCGAGGAGCUGAUCUGGAGUCCGCACAUCGGGGAGACGCAGCUGGACGUGGAGUUUCUUAUGGAGCUCUUGGAUCCAGAGGAGCUUCAGGGAGAGGCCGGGUACUACCUGACCACGUGGUUCGGGGCGCUGCACCACAUUGCCCACUACCAGCCCGACGCGGGCCGCGCGCCCCGGGGGCUCAGCUCGGAAGCCAGCGCCUCCCUGCGCCAGUGGCACCGCCGGCGGACGCUGCACGGACAGAACCGGCCCGGAGCCCAGGCCCAGCUGCCUUUUGAGGAGCCGUGGGCAGUAGGGACGGUGAGGAGCCCCGUUGAUCAUUAGGGGUCUCAGUCCCUCUGUUCCUCAAGCAGAGGUGGGAAGCAGCUGGGACGACGACAUGUGGCUUAGGGGAAGCAAGGAGGAGGGGGCCCAGGAAAAGGGUCCUUUGCCCUGACUAUCUGCUGCCAGGCAUGUCCUUCCCAAUAUCCACAGUGCGCCUUGGCGGCCUGUCAGGUCCUGGUGCAGAUGUGACCUCAGUGAAGUUCUCCCAGCCACCCCUAUCUAAAAUGCAACCACUCCCACCUGGCCGUCCCCUUAGUAGGAGAAUCAUGCGCCCCCAAAGAUGUCCACAUCAUCAUCAUCAUCAUAAUCUGCGGGAAUGGGGGCUUUACAGGGGCGAUGACAUUAAGGACUAAGAGGAGGUUACCCUGGAUUCUGGUGGCCCUGUGCAGUCACAAGGGUCCUUAUAAGAGGCAAGAGGGUCAGGGCCGGAGAAAAAGGAUCGAUGUGGCCAAGAACCCAGAGAAGAUGCAGACAUUCUAGAAGCUGAAAAAGGCAAGAAAUGGAUUCCCUCCAAACCUGCAGGAGGAAGCACGUACCUUUGAUGUUAGGCACCUAGUACCCAUUUUGGACUUCUGACCUCCAAAGUUGCAAGAUAAUAAAAUCAUGGUUUUUAAACCACUAAGA